CUCAUGUCUGACCGGCGGUGUUUGGUCUCUUAUUCUUCUUCUUCUUCUUCUUCUUCUUCUUCUCCUUCUCUUCGUCCCUGGACGUCUUCUGACGGCUCGUCCUCGCCGCCAUGCUCGGGAUGUUCCGCUUCUGCUGGACGGUGUCGCUCGCCCUCCAAAUGGCGUCGGCGGUGGAUCGUCUGUACUCGUCGGAGGAGGACGGGCUGGCGGUGCUGAGCGGCUCCGGCCUCAAGUCCGCCGUCACCAACUCGUCCUCCGCCUGGCUCGUCCAGUUCUUCUCGUCCUGGUGCGGACACUGCGUCCACUUCUCCGCCACCUGGAAGGCCCUGGCCCGGGACGUCCAAGACUGGCAGCAGGUGAUCAACAUGGCCGUGCUGGACUGUGCACAGGAAGACAACUAUGACGCCUGCAAAGAAUACAACAUCAAGUUUUACCCGACAUUUAAGUAUUUCCACGCUCACUGUCCACCCACGGACCAAGGGACGACCUACAGAGGUGCAGACAGACAGGUGCAGUCCAUGAGACGGCUGAUGGUGGACAUCUUGCAGAACCACACCAGAGAACAUUUACCUGAUCACUGUCCACCUUUAGAACCCUGGAGCUCUGCGCAGAUCUUUCCUCUGCUGGGUCAAAGGUCAAGUGACUACUCCGCCGUCAUCGUGGAGGAGGCGGAGUCAUACGUUGGCCGAGAGGUGACCCUGGACCUGCUGCAGUACUCAGGCGUGCACGUGAGGAGAGCACUGAGCUCCGACCGCCCCCUGCUGGACGCUCUCAACACCUCCGCCUUGCCCGCCGUCUACCUGCUGCACCCCAACGGAACACACGCACACCUGCACGCUGAAAAGAGACAGAGGUUCUUCUUCACGUCUUUGUUGAGGACGUUGCCAGGCGUCCAUCGCAGGUGGAAUAGUGCACGCUCGCCCAGCAGGGAGGGAGCCUCGUCCCCACACUCCUCCAAGACCUGGAGACACUUUGACAGCUCCAAGGUGUACACAGCUGAUCUGGAGUCAGCCCUGCAUUACCUGCUGAGAGUGGAGCUGGCCAGUCAUCCCACACUGGAGGGGGAGGAGCUGAGGGUCUUUAAGGACUUUGUCACCUUGGUCGCCAAGUUGUAUCCAGGUGGGGGUCCAGGGGUGAAGCUCAUGGAGACCCUCUCUGAUUGGCUGCACAGUCUGCCAUUGCAACAAAUCCCCUACCAAGCUGUCCUGGACCUGGUGGACAACAAGAUGAAGAUCCCUGGUGUGUUCUUGGGGGCGGGGCUUAACUGGGUUGGUUGCCAAGGCAGCAGAGCUGGUCUGCGUGGUUACCCGUGUGCUUUGUGGACUCUUUUCCACGUCCUGACGCUCCAACUUGAUGCCACACCUCGUGCACUGGCUAACACUGGCCUGGAUGCAGAAGGCGCUCCAGUGUUGAAGGUCAUGCGAGGUUACAUGAAGAACUUCUUCGGGUGUGAAGACUGUGGCCGACACUUUGAGAAGUCCUGCUCAACUUUGACCUCCGUCCACUCUCCUCAAGAGCAAGUCCUGUGGUUGUGGAGACAACACAACAUGGUCAACUCCAGACUAGCAGGUUCUCUAAGUGAAGACCCUCUGUUCCCCAAAGGGGCGUGGCCUAGCCCCUCCCUCUGCCCGUCCUGUCACGAGGAGAACAAUGGCGUCCACGUCUGGGAUCUGGCCAGCGUGCUCAGCUUCCUGCGACGUCACUACGCCGCCGACAACCUGUCCUCCGCACACGCCGCCAUCCCGCCCACGCCCCACGCGGCUCAGAGCGGCCGUCCAUCGCCCCGCCCCCAAACGGAGGCGCUUCUCACGCCGGGGGGCGGGGUGUGGACGUUGGCGGCGGGCUUCAACGGCGUGGACAUGAGUCUGUGUGUGGUCCUCUACGUGUCCUCGUGUCUGCUCCUCAUCAUCCUCUUCUUCUUCUUCAGAGUGCGCUCCAGGAGGUGGAGGCACCCCCGCCUCCCCCUCUGAUGGACACACCCCCUCAUUAGGCCCCGCCCCUCGCCAUGUUUGACCUCUUUUUCUUGUGGAAAUGAAACUGUGACCAAAUGUCAUGACUCAGCACUUUUACCUUUCUAUGACAUCCAAUAAACUUGACUGAUGACUCAA
Messenger RNA from Nerophis lumbriciformis (worm pipefish), 2108 nucleotides. RefSeq names its product quiescin Q6 sulfhydryl oxidase 2 (gene qsox2). Gene Ontology annotation, molecular function: flavin-dependent sulfhydryl oxidase activity; protein disulfide isomerase activity. NCBI's taxonomy places the organism in Eukaryota, Metazoa, Chordata, Actinopteri, Syngnathiformes, Syngnathidae. Gene Ontology annotation, cellular component: Golgi membrane. The record is from RefSeq and is a predicted model, not a curated record. Gene Ontology annotation, biological process: protein folding.